AUGUCUGCCACGACCGUCCCCGACACACUCAGACACAGCUUCUCCUCAACACACUCAGACCUCACCUUCUCCUCGACACGCUCAGACCUCACCUUCUCCUCGACACGCUCAGACCUCACCUUCUCCUCGACACGCUCAGACCUCACCUUCUCCAUGACACGCUCAGACCUCACCUUCUCCUCGACACGCUCAGACCUCACCUUCUCCUCGACACGCUCAGACCUCACCUUCUCCUCCACACGCUCAGACCUCACCUUCUCCUCCACACGCUCAGACCUCACCUUCUCCUCGACACGGAAGACGGAGGUGCCCCCCGUCCUCCACGUGUUGGAAGCCAGCCAGCGCCAGGUGGAUGAUGCUGUCCUCGACACCGUGAAGAGAAGCCUGGACAAGAGGGAAGUCACCACCCCAGCUGAGCUUCUGUCUUUCUCCAAGCUCGCGGAGCCCAGCAGCAGAGCUGUUUCCCGAGCAGCAGAGAUAAUGGAGACUUCCCUGGAAGCCCUGAGGCUACAGCAGUCACAGCUUCCCCUGGAUGCCUUCCCAGAAGACCUGCUGAGCACCGUGGCAAGUCUGUCCGGAUGCCUGCCUCACAUGCUGCCACCAACGUGCCCCACCUCCUGCCUGGCAAGCAAGUACAGACUCAUCACAGGAGCCUGCAACAACAGGGACCAUCCCAGAUGGGGGGCCGCCAACACGGCCCUGGCGAGAUGGCUCCCUCCAGUCUACGAAGAUGGCUUCAGCCAGCCCAGAGGCUGGAACUCCGGCUUCUUAUAUCACGGGUCUCCACUGCCCCCGGUCCGGGACGUGACAAAGCAAGUUAUCCAAGUUUCCAACGAGGCGGUGACAGAGGAUGACCAGUAUUCUGAUUUCCUGACUGUGUGGGGACAAUACAUCGAUCACGACAUGGCACUCACACCUCAGAGCACCAGCCCCGCUGCCUCCUGGGGAGGAGCUAAUUGCCUGCAGACAUGCGAGAUCCGAGGCCCCUGUUUCCCCAUACAGCUUCCCGCCAACGCCUCGCCUGCCGCGGGCACGGCAUGCUUGCCCUUCUACCGCUCAUCCGCCGCCUGUGGCACCGUGGACCGGGGCGUGCUCUUCGGCAACCUGUCCGCGGCCAACCCACGGCAGCAGAUGAACGCCUUGACGUCCUUCCUGGACGCGUCCACCGUGUACGGCAGCUCCCCAGCCGCCGAGAAGCAGCUGCGCAACUGGACCAGCACCGCGGGGCUGCUUCGGGUCAACCUGCGCCACCACGACGCUGGCCGCGCCUACAUGCCCUUCACGCCACCGCGCGCGCCCGCCGCCUGCGUGCCCGCGCCAGGUGCCCCCAGCGCUGCCCGCGCGCCCUGCUUCCUGGCGGGCGAUGGCCGCGCCAGCGAGGUCCCCGCCCUGGCAGCUGUGCACACCCUGUGGCUGCGCGAGCACAACCGCCUGGCCGCCAAGCUCAAGGCCCUGAACGCGCACUGGAGCGCAGACACAGUCUACCAGGAGGCACGCAAGGUGGUGGGCGCCCUGCACCAGAUCAUCACCUUGCGAGAUUAUGUCCCCAGGAUCCUGGGUCCGGAGGCCUUCAGGCAGCACAUAGGCCCCUAUGAAGGCUAUGACCCCACCGUGAACCCCACCGUGUCCAACGUCUUCUCCACGGCGGCCUUCCGCUUUGGCCAUGCCACGGUCCACCCGCUGGUGAGGAGGCUGGACGUGGGCUUCCAGGAGCAUGCCGACCUGCCCAGGCUGCCUCUUCGGGAUGCCUUCUUCAGACCCUGGAGACUCAUCCAGGAAGGUGGCUUGGACCCCAUAGUGAGAGGCCUCCUUGCCCGACCAGCCAAGCUGCAGGCGCAGCACCAGCUGAUGAAUGAGGACCUGACAGAAAGGCUGUUUGUGCUGGCACAGCCCGACGUCCUGGAUCUGGCGUCACUGAACCUGCAGCGGGGCCGGGACCAUGGCCUGCCAGGGUACAACAGAUGGAGAGAGUUCUGUGGCUUGCCUCGGCUAGAGACCGCCGCCGACCUGAGCAGGGCCGUCGCCAACAGGAGCCUCGUCGACAAGCUGAUGGACUUGUACAAGCAUCCUGACAACAUUGACGUCUGGCUGGGUGGCUUAGCCGAGGACCUCCUGCCCAGGGCCCGGACGGGCCCCCUGUUUGCAUGCAUCAUUGGGAGGCAGAUGAGGGCACUGAGGGACGGGGACAGGUUCUGGUGGGAGAACAGCGCGGUCUUCACGGAGGCUCAGAGGUGGGAGCUGGGCAAGCACUCGCUGCCCCGGGUGCUCUGUGACAACACGGGCCUCACCAGCGUGCCCGUGGACGCCUUCCGCACAGGGACGUUCCCCCAGGACUUCGUGCCCUGCUCGAGCAUCCCCGGCCUGGACCUGGAGGCGUGGAGGGAGACCUUUCCACAAGACAAGUGUGGCUCCCCGGACGAGGUGGACAACGGGGGCUUCGUGCACUGCGAGGAGUCUGGGACGCGGCUGCUGGUGUAUUCCUGCCACCACGGGUUCAGGCUGCAAGGGCAGGAGCAGGUCAACUGCACCAGGGACGGGUGGGACUUCCAGCCCCCCGUGUGCAAAGAUGUGGACGAGUGUGCAGACCCCACACACCCGCCCUGCCAUGUCUCCGCCCAGUGCAAGAACACCAAGGGCAGCUUCCUGUGUGUGUGCACCGACCCCUACGUGCUGGGCGAGGACCAGCGCACCUGCGUAGACUCUGGCAGGCUUCCCCGGGCGUCCUGGGUCUCCAUCGCACUGGGCACGCUGCUCGUCGGUGGCUUGGCAGCCCUCACCUGGAUGGUGAUUUGCAGGUGGUCACAUUCAGAUGCAAAAUCCACACUGCCCAUCCCUGAGAGAGACGCAGAAGGACAUGGAGAACGUCGGGAAGUGGGGCCGGCCCAGCACCCGGCUGCAGCUGUGGACUCAGAGCAGCUGCUGCUGCUGCUUCUGCACGGGGCACGUGGUGCACAGCCUCUGUGCCUCUCUCCUCUCUUCCUGCACUGGAACCCUGGCCUCCUGCAGGCCAGGGAGGAGAACAGUGAUCCUGAGAAAGCAAGAGCCUUCAGGGCUCCUCCCGGAGUUGGGCUCCGAGUGGGUGGAAUCCUGCCAGUCAGGACUCACCUGGGCUAUGGCUUCUGGGUGGACCACGUCCAGAGCCAGGGAGUAGGUGAGUGGGUGGGCGGGCACACAACCCCAGGGCAGCAUGCCGGCCUGCGCUUCGGCAUUGCCGCCCAAGGGACACCGCAGCAGGUUCAUCAGCAGCUGGGCAUUGCCUCCUUCCCACUACAGGUGCACUGCGCUGCCCCAGCACCUCUCCUGCUCCGAGUGGUCGUGGGACAAACUGACACUGAAGCAGUGUGGAAAGGCACACUGAGCCAGUUUGCAGACCUGCAGCAGUUUCACCCUGAGUUGCAGCACGGCACAGGCCAGCAAGACCCCUGCAUCCAAGGACGUGGAAAUGCCUUGAUCCCCAGCGAAGUGCGCUGUCAGGUGCAGCAGAAGACCUGCUCGCACCUCACGACCCACAACAGCAUAGCACAACAGCAGGCAGUUCUGGAUUGGUGGAACAAGUCUGGGAAGAACGAGCAGCAGUCAGAACAGGACAGCUUUUGGAUCAAGCAGAAGAUUUCUCAAGGGACUGUGGCCGACCACUGA
This is a messenger RNA of Sciurus carolinensis (gray squirrel), 3639 nucleotides long. It is a transcript of the gene Tpo, whose product is annotated as thyroid peroxidase. The record is from RefSeq and is a predicted model, not a curated record. The transcript is spliced from 21 exons. Gene Ontology annotation, molecular function: calcium ion binding; heme binding; iodide peroxidase activity. The coding region runs from base 1 to 3639 and encodes 1212 amino acids. Gene Ontology annotation, biological process: thyroid hormone generation; response to oxidative stress. Gene Ontology annotation, cellular component: membrane. Lineage: Eukaryota; Metazoa; Chordata; Mammalia; Rodentia; Sciuridae.